Paracoccidioides brasiliensis Pb18 is the source of this 396-nucleotide messenger RNA. RefSeq lists its product as uncharacterized. The record is from RefSeq and is a predicted model, not a curated record. Bases 1 to 396 code for a protein of 131 amino acids. The transcript is spliced from 2 exons.
AUGGGCCAACAGGGCAUAUCUGAUGUUACCCAGUUACCCGCUAAAACAUCGCUCGCGUCUCAACAAGCCCAUGGUAAGGUGACAUGUUGCUUGUUUGGCUAUGCCAUGGAUGCGGAAGAUGACCCUGGGGUCCAAUGCAACCAAGGUAAAUGCUAUCAUAUCCGCCUUCAACCUUCAGAGAGAUCUCUUACGAUUGUAAAGGGAUGCGGUGUCCAAGUUGCGUCCAGAUAUACUGUUCUCCAUCCAUGUCACCAUAGCCCCAUUCAUCCAGCCAGCGAAAAGCGGACUAUGGGCGCGAAAAACUGGGGUGGCUCCAGCCCAAGUGGGAGGGAGUUGGUGCGGCAGAGGGGAACGUGUAGUGUAGAGGUCGAGGAUCAGCUCAGCCGACCCAACUGA